AUGGACGGCAGCGGCAAGGUCGCGCGGCCACCGCCGCCCCAGGGGCUCACGCCGAGGCGCGGUCACGGGCACACCAGGAUCCCCGCAUUGGCAGGACAGGCAUCCGAAUGCUCUGUUCAAUCCCCGCCCAACCCAUCCGCCGCCGCUGAUACCGCAGAUCUGGCCGUGGGCUUGGUGGACGUGUUCUCUCGCGGGUCCAAGAACCACCACAGAGGCCAGUGCAUGCCCUGUCGCACCAAUGGAAGUGGCACUCCGUGCCCGCGCGGAGCCAGCUGUGACUGCUGCCACUAUUUCCACGGGCCGGAGAAAUUCAAGGAGAUGAAGCACUUCGCCGCCAUGGCAAAGCAGCGCAAGCGCGGGGUUGACGAUCAAGCCAGUGGGCUACAAUCAGCGCUCGCUGUCAAGAAUGAGACGCCCGCGCUCGCGUCGGCGUCGGCAUGGCCGGCGCCGACAGCAAUGCCUCUCACAAGCUUGCCGUUUUGCCACAGUUCCAGCGGCGAGCUGGCGCAGCAGGUGAUCAAGUCGCCGAGGGUGGACUCCGCGGCCGCCUCGACGCCGCCGCACACACCGUACGCUGCCUGCGGGCCAGUCAUGAUCGUGCCGAACACGGGGUGCGUGCCCACCCACAUCAGCUCCGAGGAAAUGGCGGCAAUGCUUGAGAAGGCGGCCCCAAAGUACUACGUCGACUGA
Prorocentrum cordatum is the source of this 690-nucleotide messenger RNA. NCBI's taxonomy places the organism in Eukaryota, Dinophyceae, Prorocentrales, Prorocentraceae. The record is from the annotation of a GenBank genome assembly.